UGGGUUACGUUGAGAAUCGCGGAGCGGGGAGGUUCGCGGGGCUGCGUGGGUAGGAUAUAGGCGGUUUGGAAAUUCGUGCGUUGUAAGUUGGGAUUCAUGCGUAGGUGUUUGGCCCAAAUAGGACAUACUCUUGAGGCUAAAAAGGGACUAUAAUGGACACCCAAAAGGACGUUCAACCCCCAAAGCAGCAGCCAAUGAUAUAUAUCUGUGGAGAAUGUCACACAGAAAAUGAAAUAAAAUCCAGGGAUCCAAUCAGGUGCAGAGAAUGUGGAUACAGAAUAAUGUACAAAAAAAGGACUAAAAGAUUGGUGGUUUUCGACGCCCGAUGAAACGUGAAUUCAGAAGAUUGUCUUCAUUUAUAUUUGGAUUUGCCCCAUUAGUAUUUCUCAUUACUGUAUAUAUAUUUCUGUUUAGCAUACAGUAAUACUCGCCACUUAUCCUCAUGGGAUAUUUUAUUUUCCAAAACCCUUAGUGGAUGUCUGAAACCUCAGAUAAUACCAAAUCCUAUAUACAUUAUGUUUUCCUAUAUGUACAUAUCUGUGAUAAAAUUUAAUUUAUAAAUUAGGCACACUAAGAGAUUAACAACAAUAACUAAUAAAAUACAAUAAUUAUAACAAUAUACUGUAAUAAAAAAGUUAUGUGAACAUA
This is a messenger RNA of Nycticebus coucang (slow loris), 648 nucleotides long. It is a transcript of the gene POLR2K, whose product is annotated as RNA polymerase II, I and III subunit K. Gene Ontology annotation, molecular function: DNA binding; zinc ion binding; DNA-directed RNA polymerase activity. The transcript has 4 exons. Gene Ontology annotation, biological process: DNA-templated transcription. The coding region runs from base 153 to 329 and encodes 58 amino acids. NCBI's taxonomy places the organism in Eukaryota, Metazoa, Chordata, Mammalia, Primates, Lorisidae. The record is from RefSeq and is a predicted model, not a curated record. Gene Ontology annotation, cellular component: RNA polymerase I complex; RNA polymerase II, core complex; RNA polymerase III complex.